AUGGUCUCUUUCUCGAACUUGUUCAUCGCCAUUGCGGCUGUUGCGGGUGUCAUUGCUAGCCCCACCAACGGCAACGAACUUGUCAAGCGCCAGUCAACUCCCAGCUCAACCGGCUACCACAACGGCUAUUACUACUCCUGGUGGACUGAUGGCGGCUCUCAAGUCACUUACACUAAUGGUGCUGGUGGUUCUUACAGCGUGAACUGGGGCGGCGGUGGUGGCAACUUCGUCGGUGGAAAGGGCUGGAAUCCUGGAGGCGCCAAAACGAUUCAAUACUCCGGCACCUACAAUCCCAACGGAAACAGCUAUCUUGCAGUUUACGGCUGGACUCAAAACCCAUUGAUCGAGUACUACAUCGUGGAGAACUUCGGUACAUACAAUCCCAGCUCGGGUGCUACGAAGAAGGGAUCUGUCACGAGUGACGGCGGCACCUACGACAUCUACGUCAGCACACGUGUUCAGCAGCCCAGCAUCGAAGGAACCAAAACCUUCCAGCAGUACUGGUCCGUUCGAACCCAGAAGCGAACCGGAGGUACGGUGACAACUGGCAACCACUUUGCAGCUUGGGCUCAGGUCGGCUUGAACCUUGGAACUCACAACUACAUGAUUGUGGCUACCGAGGGAUAUUUCAGCAGCGGCUCGGCCACUAUCACUGUCAACACACCUCCCUAA
Messenger RNA from Colletotrichum karsti, 672 nucleotides. Its product is annotated as endo-beta-xylanase. Gene Ontology annotation, molecular function: hydrolase activity, hydrolyzing O-glycosyl compounds. NCBI's taxonomy places the organism in Eukaryota, Fungi, Ascomycota, Sordariomycetes, Glomerellales, Glomerellaceae. Gene Ontology annotation, biological process: xylan catabolic process. The record is from RefSeq and is a predicted model, not a curated record. The coding region runs from base 1 to 672 and encodes 223 amino acids. The transcript has 4 exons.